AUGAUUAUCGACAGAGCUGAAUACUUCGGAAUUGAGAUGAGCCUGUUUCUCAAACUGGCGGCAUAUCUCAACUUCACUUGGGAAUUUAUACCCCUGAAGGCUCCAGGAAGGUUUGGCGCAAUGUUGGACAAUGGGACGAUGGUGGGGGGAGUGAACCAGGCUAUGCGAGAGGGGGCGGCCGACAUUACCUUCUGUAACAUCUGGCAGCGGGAACUGUCCAGCAACAACAUGGACUUUGGACCACCUCUUAACAUGAUCUACGUAACAUUCAUAGUAAGACGACCCUACAUGCUGGUGGACCAGUGGCAGUCACUGUUGAUGAUCUUCACUGUCCAUGUCUGGUUGACUAUUGCUGCAACAUUCCUAGUCAUCACCUUGGUAUACUGGAGAGCCUGUCAUGCUUUACCUCUAGUGGCAAGGAAACCUAGUCUGGUAGAGAGUGCAGUCAUGAUGUUCGGUAUCCUGACAGUGUCGUCGUCCUACACUGUCCCUGUGUCUCUCACCUCCCGCAUAGUGUCUCUCUGGUGUUUCUUCUUCGCCCUGUGGUUAAUGACAGCAGUCACUAGUUGUAUAGUCACUCGCCUCACGUUGCCGCUUUACUCUCCCCGCAUCAACACUGUUCAACAGCUGGUUGAAGGAGACUACUAUUGGACCGAUCCUUCCUAUUCCUACAGUAAUCAGGCAAAUAAGGAUUUCUUCUUUGAUUUGAGUAACAAAUGGCACAAUACAUUUGAAAACCGCUAUGAGUUCAUACCUCCGGACGAGAUACAAUCACAUCUCUUGACUGACCGCAACAUUGCUCUCCCAGUCCAGAGGUGGGGGUUGGAACAUGUCCUGCUGAGUAUCCCAGGAAUAAACUCUACGACUGACCUGAGCAGCUUCCGGGUAAUGCGAGGCUAUACACAGACAGCAUUCACAUCAUUCGGUUACAGGAGGUCUUCCGGUUACAAUGAGGCUUUCAACAGAAUCAUCCAGCAGUUCAUUGAGUUUGGACUGUGGGAGUACCAGAAACAUAAAUUAACGUUUUUACGCAUAAACAGAAAAUAUCUACUGGAGGAAAAAGACAAUCACGACUUUGGCGGCUUGCAGCAUCUCUCGCUAAACAACUUGUACCCUGCGUUUGUGUUGCUUGCAAAGCCGAACACAGAAACAAAGAAUUUCACAUGUGAGGCAAAGCCAAGCAUGUGA
Macrosteles quadrilineatus (aster leafhopper) is the source of this 1188-nucleotide messenger RNA. RefSeq lists its product as uncharacterized. The coding region runs from base 1 to 1188 and encodes 395 amino acids. Lineage: Eukaryota; Metazoa; Arthropoda; Insecta; Hemiptera; Cicadellidae. Gene Ontology annotation, cellular component: membrane. The record is from RefSeq and is a predicted model, not a curated record. The transcript has 6 exons. Gene Ontology annotation, molecular function: ligand-gated monoatomic ion channel activity.